CAGCUCAGCCAUGACAUUCCUCGGCAGGUUACAAUGGAACGACUCCUCCGUUCUAAUCCAUCCCCCCGGGUUCUACAUCAUCGGCUUCACCUCCCUGCCUUUUGCCAACCUCUACUUCAUCUUCCUCGCUUUCGUUUACGUGGUGUCAGUCGUGUUCAACACAUUUGUGAUCUAUAUAAUCAUGGUGGACCAUCGCCUCCACAAUCCCAAGUAUAUCGCGGUUGGUAACCUUGCGGUGGUUGAUCUGGUGCUGAAUACUUGCAUUAUUCCCGGUAUGCUAAAGGCGUUUCUUGCUAAGAACAAUUUUGUGCCGUUUAAUCUGUGUAUGGUACAGAUGUAUGUGUAUUAUUCCUUCAUAUCUAUGGAAUCGUUCUCCAUCGCCGUACUCGCCUAUGACCGUAUGAUCGCCAUAUGUUUUCCUCUGAGGCACGGCUCCAUCAACACCAUGACGAGUAUGUCGUGUAUUCUCGGUGUCAUCUGGUGCUUCUGUCUUGGUAUACAGAUAUUCAGUGCUGCAAUUAUGACCAGGCUGUCCUACUGCGAUUCCGUUAACGUCUACAGCUAUUUCUGUGAUUACGCACCAGUGUUUCGGCUGGCAUGUAACGACAACUCCCUGCAAUGGGCUGUGGCUUCAGUUCUGAGCCUGGUUAUCCUCCUCGGCCCACUGUCCUUCAUCAUUCUGUCAUACAUGAGUAUUCUAAUCGCUGUGUUCAGGAUGAAAAGCGUUGAGAGUCGUGUGAAAGCGCUGGCCACCUGCACUGAGCACCUCAUUCUAGUGGCAGUAUUCUUCUUUCCGGUUCUGACUAUUUUCAUGGUUGGGUUAUUAGCGCGCAUCAAACCAGACCCUGACCUGCGCGUACUGAGCCUGUCGCUGGCCUCGUGCAUCCCGCCCUGUCUCAACCCCAUCGUCUACUCUCUGAAAACUAAAGAGAUCAAGAGCAAAGUGCUCACCAUGUUCAGGAGAAUUAAAGUUCAAGUAGUUAACGAUUGAUCUUUACGCAUAGGUUGCUACAUAGGUUGCUACGUGCGUGCGCAGUGGUGGUUCUAACAUUUAAAACUAUAUAAAUAUAUACAUAUAUACAAAAAUAAGACUCAGAAAUAUACAAAAUAAUUAACAAAGAAAAAUAGAAACAAAUGUGUUGAUUUGGCACUCAAGCAUC
Molecule: messenger RNA, 1160 nt
Organism: Oncorhynchus gorbuscha (pink salmon)
Lineage: Eukaryota; Metazoa; Chordata; Actinopteri; Salmoniformes; Salmonidae
Product: olfactory receptor 1M1-like
Exons: 1
Coding region: 11-991 (326 amino acids)
Biological process (GO): G protein-coupled receptor signaling pathway
Cellular component (GO): membrane
Molecular function (GO): olfactory receptor activity; G protein-coupled receptor activity
Source: RefSeq, a predicted model, not a curated record